CCGAAAAAAGAAUGAUGAUGGGGGCGGCCACUAGGCGUGGGACAGGAUAGGUAGCGCCGUCGACGAGAAUACCAUCCCCGUGCCCGACAGCAUCAGCAACCAACCCCGACAACCAAAGUAAAAUUCCUCCUCCUCGACCUCGGAUCUCCUCGAGGAAGUUCGAAGACGCGAGUCUCGGAUUCUCCGAAAGAGCGAGUUCCUCCGCCUGGGAAAAUCAAAAUCUUUUUUUUUUUUUUUUUUUGGUCGAAUUCUUCAUGGAGGAGGUGGGGGUCGACGACAAGGCAGCUCGCGAAUCGGUUCGCGUGAAGCGGAAGACUCUGCAGGUCGUGCUGGAGCAGUGCCAGAGAGCCCUCGAGAUGCUCGGCAAUGGCGAGGGUGGCGCGGAUGCUGACGACGGCGACGGCGACGGCGACGGCGGUGACGGCGACGGCAGCGACGGCGAUGGCGCGGAGCCGAGCCGCCGUGACCCGGGGGCUCCCUGCCAAGAUCGGGAAGCUGAUGAGUUAUGCGAGCUUCUGAAAUCUAGAGUUGAAUGCCCAGAAUUCCUGGAAAAGCUUGAGUUUGCUCAGGUGUCAGUUCCUCAAAAUGAGGAAGGUAGCUCUUGGGAUAUGGUCAAUAAAAAUGACCUUUGGGAUAUUGAAAAUGCCGAUUUGGAUGAAGAUGAUUAUGUUCUAGUGAGGCAAGAAGAUAUUGUAGAGGGUAUUGCAUGCUUCAUGGCUGCAUAUCUGUCAUCUCUCAAGCAGACAAAGGAAUUAACUCCUAAUCAACUCCAAGCAGCUCUUAGCAAGACAUUCUCUGUGAAAAAGAAGAAAGGAAAGCUCCGGAAGGCAUGGGAUGGGAGCAAAGUCAUCUAUAACGUAGCAUCCUGGGGGGCAACAGCCAUUGGGAUCUAUCAGAACCCAGUACUUCUCAGGGUUGCCUCAAAUGCCUUUUGGACUUCUUGUCAUGUUAUAUCAAAGCUUCUCUGAACUUCACGAUCUGCCUGAAGAGGAGCUUAAUUAGUUCAUUCCAUACCUGUGCUGCCAAUGCAGUCUGAUGUUGUCCACGUUGUUUGACAUUGGUGCAUUAAUUAGGCUUUCCAGUUUGAUUUAUUACCCUCUGGUGUCACCAAAAUCGUGUAAAUGAGUGUCUGUUCUAUAUUUCGAGUUUGGAUACAAAUGUGUAAAAAUUAUCUGCUAUUGAAUGCAGAACUGGUCUUACGUCUUCUCUCAGUACUUUGCAGUGUUAAGAACACAUGCACUCAGCAUGCAUUAGGACUUUA
Molecule: messenger RNA, 1261 nt
Organism: Eucalyptus grandis
Lineage: Eukaryota; Viridiplantae; Streptophyta; Magnoliopsida; Myrtales; Myrtaceae
Exons: 6
Coding region: 255-968 (237 amino acids)
Source: RefSeq, a predicted model, not a curated record